CGUUGAGGACAAUAUUGGUUAUUGACUUCGCCGAACUGAGCGACGGUCGCCGACGUUCAAGAUAGUCGAAAUUUAGGCCCGAAUAUAAAAACAAUCUCACCGUGUUGGCAAUGCACAGACUAAAACUACAAACGACCUCAAAGUGACUUUUUCGUGUUUAUUUGGGAGCCGCCUUUUAACGCACAGCUGAAACAUGGAACAUACUCGGAACAUACACUGAUGAUACACCACGAGAGUUCGCUACCUCAGUGGUCAACUCUGUAGGUAUGCACUUUCAAGUGUUCAAACUCCACAGCUGAACAGACAACAGUGAGUGUCCAAAAUGAACUGACAAGUUACAGGGUACAGCUUAAAAAUUUCCCUGUUACAAAUUUCUUGUCAGUCCAAUUUUGGGGGAUUAUUUUUUAAAAGUCUUCGAAAUGAAAAGAAAAACAUCUGGCGGUGACCCCAGCAAGUGUAAGGCCUAGGUAGGCCACCUUGGGUAUGACCGCGAGGGUUGGGCGAGGCGCACGCGGUUGUCGCCGAACACGCCGCCCGUUUCGCCGGGCCCGGCCGCUCAAACGGUGAUUAGCGGCCCGGUGACACCUCCCGCAUCCCGCACCGCCCUCCGCGGGACCAAGCGUCGGCGGCGGCGUCAGCAGCGCCCGAAAGAGCAGGAGGCUGGCCGAGGAACAAGGAAGCAGGGGGGGAUGGGCAUGGCGGCGGGGUGACCGCGGCGGCGAUCGAGCCUCGCGCGGACGCGGCCAGGCCGGCACACUACUGGACGCCGUCGGGCUCUCCACUCGGACGGCGAUGACGGCCGGCGUCGCGGUCGCGCAGGGUCUGACCGCCGCCGCCGCCGCCGCCGCCGGAGCUCGGGAGACGCGGCCCCGGCGCGAGGACCGGCGGGUGCGCAAGCACGGCCUGCACCGCCUGCAGGUGGAGCCGGCCGCGCUGCUGCAGCACCAGCACCUGCACCAGCACCGCCAGGACGCCGUCGGCCUGCAGGGCCGCGGUGGCCACCGCCGGCCGCGCCGGCCAACGCCAGCCCCAGUGUUUCAGACGCCGGCGGCGCGCGCGGACAGCCCCACCGGCACCACUUCCUACACGGUCAAGCGCUUCCUUGUCAUCAAGUACGAGGGCGACGACAACGGGCCUCUGCCGCCGUCGCCGCCCCCGCCCCUAGCCGCGUCCUCCGCCGCCAUGGAGCAGCAGCCGCCGCCGCCGCCGCCGCAGGGGGAGGCGCCCGUGCCGCCGCCGUCCUACGAGAAGGCGGCCGACAGGGUGGCCGACUACGUCGCCAACAACGGCGCGCCCGCGGCGGUGCCCGCGGCGGCGCACGGCAAGGACGCUCCGGGCAGGAAGAUGCCGCGCCGGGGCUCGGUGCACCCCGCCGCGCACGGCGACUCCGCCGCCUCCUUCCCGGAGGACGAGCACGGCGACAAGUGCUGCUUCACCAUCAUGUGCGGGUGAGGAGGACAAAAGUAAUGCGUCCAUGGCAAGUUCCAAGCGAGGGAUACCUCACCGAAAAACAUCAGAGUGCACGCUUAAAACAAUCAGACCAAAUCAAAGAAAAAGAAAAAUCAAUUUA
This is a messenger RNA of Frankliniella occidentalis (western flower thrips), 1570 nucleotides long. RefSeq names its product translation initiation factor IF-2-like. The coding region runs from base 793 to 1452 and encodes 219 amino acids. Lineage: Eukaryota; Metazoa; Arthropoda; Insecta; Thysanoptera; Thripidae. The transcript is spliced from 4 exons. The record is from RefSeq and is a predicted model, not a curated record.